AUGUCUUCACCAUUAGCCGCCUGUGCCGUCGUUUUCUUGCUGUGUCUGGCAUACGUCUGUGGAAAGGCCCUUUACAAUAUUCUACUCCACCCUUUGCGCCAUUUCCCAGGUCCCAAAGCAUGGACUGCAAGCCGAGUGCGCUACGCGAUAUCGAAGAUCGACGGCCGACCACACGAGGAUCUUCUCCGACUCCAUGACAAAUACGGCCCGGUUGUGAGGAUCGCCGACAAUGAACUCUCCUUCAUACACCCCGACGCGUGGAAGGAAAGCAACGGCCACCGCAAAGGAUCGAAGCCCGAAAACGUGAAGGAACCACUUGCGACUGUGGGUAAUGAGCAUAAUCUAUUCGGCGCCAGCCUUGAGGACCACAGCAGAAUGCGCCGUGUCCUAUCCCAUGGGUUCUCGAUGCAGGCUAUCUUGAACCAGCAGCCACUCAUAUCCGUUCAUGUCGACCUGUUCAUCCGACGGCUUCACGAGCACUGCGAAAAUGGUACGUCUCCUGUCGAUAUGGUGACGUGGUAUAAUCGUGUCACGUUCGACAUCAUUAGCGAUCUGUCCUGGGGCCAGCCUCUCGGGUGCCUUGCGAAGCAGCAAGACCACCCUUGGAUCGCUGCUUUGAGUCGCACCGUCAAGCAUCAGAUGUUCCGCGGCCUCGCAAUGCGCUUUCCCCCCUUCUCCCCUUUAUUGAAGGCACUAAUCCCAGAGGAACUCUCUCGCGGGGAGGAAGAGAACUUUGCCCUGGCUGCAGCCAAUGUAGAGAAGCGGAUCGCUGAAGGGGGUUCCCGCCCGGACUUUUAG
Molecule: messenger RNA, 798 nt
Organism: Colletotrichum aenigma
Lineage: Eukaryota; Fungi; Ascomycota; Sordariomycetes; Glomerellales; Glomerellaceae
Product: Trichothecene C-15 hydroxylase
Exons: 2
Coding region: 1-798 (265 amino acids)
Molecular function (GO): iron ion binding; monooxygenase activity; heme binding
Source: RefSeq, a predicted model, not a curated record